This is a messenger RNA of Neodiprion virginianus, 1216 nucleotides long. RefSeq names its product E3 SUMO-protein ligase NSE2-like. The coding region runs from base 332 to 964 and encodes 210 amino acids. Gene Ontology annotation, molecular function: zinc ion binding; SUMO ligase activity. The record is from RefSeq and is a predicted model, not a curated record. The transcript has 6 exons. Gene Ontology annotation, cellular component: Smc5-Smc6 complex; nucleus. Gene Ontology annotation, biological process: double-strand break repair via homologous recombination; protein sumoylation. NCBI's taxonomy places the organism in Eukaryota, Metazoa, Arthropoda, Insecta, Hymenoptera, Diprionidae.
AGGCACUUAUGCAAAAGAAAGAAAAGGAGAAAAUGGGGGUUUAAAGAAGCAAGCCCACUGAUCUCUAACACUCCAAGCUCUCUGCAAUUUGACGCACGAGUGCGCGUGAGUCUCGACAGUCGACUCAAGAAGGUGCUACGCGGGAAACUAUACGAGUUUCAAGGCUGUGUUUUUAAGGUUUAUCUUUGCUAGUAAAUCCGUUCCUUGUGAGCUCGAAAAGGAAGCUCCACUUAGACAGAAGUUUUUUUCAAAUUUGCAUUAAAAAUUUCAAAAUUCUAACGGAAUCAUCUCAACUCUAAACUUCUUUUCAUUGAGGCGAUAUUUCGAUAGAAUGAGUUCUCUACAGGAAGCUCCCAAAGAAAUCUACAAUUUGUAUUUGCAAACGGCUUUAAAUAUCGUGACUUAUUUUGAAGAUGAGUCCCAAGAAGAGAGGCUGAAAGAAUUAACAGACCUAGCUGAGGUCAGCGCUAAGCUAGAUUUAAAACUGAAGAAAUCGUGUGAAAUUUUACAACGCCUAUCCGCACCACAGGAUGAUUUCAAUGGAAAUCAGGAAGUAAUUGAUCAUGCGCAAACACUGGAGCAAUUUACCAAUGAAAUAGAAGGUAUUGACACGGAUGUUAAUAAGCACAAGAAAUUUCAGGAUUUUCAACAACAAGUCCAAGUUCUCUUAGAAAAUACAAGAUUGAACAACGCAGCCAACGUGAAUGAUGACGAAUUGGUGCUAACUCAAAAUGAUAUAAACGUCAUCGAUCCCAUCACUAAAAGGCGAAUAAAUGAUCCUGUCAGAAACACAGUUUGUGGUCAUGUUUAUGAUCGAGGAAGUGUUGAAGCUUUGUUAAAAGCAAAUAAACAAACAAGAUGCCCAGUUGCCGGUUGUGCAAAUAAAAAUUACUUACAGCUGGACAAUUUUCAGACGGAUAUUCUUACCAAAAGAUAUUUAGACCGAAAUCCUCAUGCGGAUUAAUGUGUAUCCAGAAAACUAAAUUACUCUUAACACCAUCCAAUACUUACAUCACGGAUAAACACUAUGGAUGCGUGCUCAAAAAUACGAUGUUCUUGAAAAUGAAUUUAUUUCACAAGUGUAUGGUAAACAAGCAAGGGUUUAUUCAUAUGUAAUUAUUCAUACGCAAUCUCAUAGUCAUGCAGAUUAAACAUAUUAUGUCUCCUCAAACUAUGUAUCGACAUUUUAAAAAACAAGCAUAAUGUUUCAGCUAUA